AUGACAGAUUUCAAAAGUGCAGCAGCCGUGUUAAAUUAUGGCAAUGCAUCAAAAUUGAACGUUUCACGAUGGAUACAAAAUGGAUACAAAAGCGAUUUUACAUUAUAUUCAUCUGAUGAACCAUCGUUAAAACAGAACAGUAAUAAUAACAUAUUUAAACACGAACAAGAAAAUAACUUUUUUUCAAAUUCAUCUCUACCAGCCCAAUCAUUUUUUAUCACAUCACCGACGGCAUCAUGUUCAACAGCCUGUUCAUUACGAUCUGCUUUCGAUAAUAAUAAUAUUAAAUCAACAACAACAUGGGUUGCACAAGCUAAAUUAACACGAACAGAUUCUAAUCGUAAUAGUACUAGUCUAUCACUACAGACGAAUAAUAAAAAUAGCGGUGGAUUAAAUGGUUCAAUUGACAAUGAUUUACAAGAAAAAUUAAAUUGUAUCAGAGCACAACUCGAUGCUAAAAAACAACGUCGUUUAUCAUCAGCAACAUCAACAGUUUCCUCAACAAAUAAUGAUGAAACUCUAAUUAGUAAUCAUAGUAGUGAACGAGACUCAUAUCAAAAUGAUGAUAAUUUAUUAUCAAAAAAUUCAAAUUCAAAUAAUUUAUUAUCCGUAGUACACAACGAGAUUGAAUUUCAAAAGAAUGAUAAUCAGACGAUUCAACGCAGUAAACAUACUGGAAAUCCAUUGGUUUCUCGUUCAUUUCAAUCACUUCCCAAUUCACGAACAUUUACAUUUUCCAUUAAUUCGUCUGAUUUGAACGAACAAAAUUCACCUCCAACAGUGACAAAUUCCUAUACUCAUCAUCAUCAUCAUUUUCAUUCACCAUCUCAUUUAACAUUGCCAUCAAUGCCUUGUCUUGUGGAAGAAUCUCCAAGUGAAACAAACACGAGUUCCGGUUUUAGUGAUGGAUCAAAAUCAAAUAAUGACAGUGAAAAACAAGAACAAACAAUUCGUGAAAAUAUAAGUAAUAAUACAAAUCCAGCUAUUAUUGAUCUAACUAAACCAUUAAGUAAAGAAGAAAUGUUAGCAACAAUGCAAAUAUUAAAAGAAUUAUGGAAAAAAAAUUUUGGCUCCGAAAUUCCAGAUAUUCAACAUUACAAUCCACCGCCAACAACACCUCUUAAUUCAUCAAAUAAUCGACUUAGAUCACGUUUACUACAUAAUCGAUAUCAUUCAACACCAGCGUUGAAUAAAUUAAGUGCAGAAUUAGGUGAUAUUAAAGAAAAAUUAACAAGAUUCUCAGGAAAAACAUCAAAUGAUACAAAUCAAUCACAAGGCGUCAACAGUACAAAAUCGAACGAAUCUGAGAUUGAUUCAAAAGAGAAUAACAGUCAAAUUGGAAGCGAUGAAUUACUAGACGAAAUAUUUCCAAUAUCGAAUGAGGAAUCAUUAUUUUUGAAUGAAAUUACAUUUGGAAAUAACGUGACAACGAGUGAUAUUGAUGAAAUGCAGCGAAAAAAAGAUGCAUUAAUUCGACGCCAAAUUCAACGACGAGAAGAACAAUUACAGAAAAAAGUGGAAAGACAGAGUAUUUUUGCUAAGCGGCAAGAAGAAUAUCGAUUAUUCGAAGAAUUUAUGAGUCAACGUCGAAAUGAUGAUAAUUUAAGACGAAAUGCAAUAUUACAAGCGCAUGUUGAACAAAAACGAAUGGAAGCAGAUCCUGAUACAAAUCGAAAUUAUAAUAUUACUCGAUUACGACGAAAAGCAUCAUCCGUUUACAAUAGUUCACUUUGUGGAUUAGGUGAUGAAAAUAGUUUUGGAUCAAAUUUUGAUUUAUUUAAAGGAAGAAUGCAAACUCCUCGACGAACCACAACACGUUUUGAUUCACCAACAGCAUCAUUUCAAUCUAAAAUGAAUCGUACUGUUAGUAUGUCAAAUGUCAGAAAUUUAUAUGAAUCAAAUACAUCGAUAGCCACAACAGGGACACCUACAAAAUUACCAUUUGGUGGUAGUCUUAUGAAUUUAACUUCACAAGAUUAUUCACCCUUUGGAACAAAACAAAUACCUCGACGAAAAAUAGUACCAAAUAAUUAUGAUUUAUCAUCACUAAGUGCAUCAUGUACAUCAUUAGCAACAACAGUGGGUAGUCGUUUAACAAGAAAUCCAGCGUUAUUAACAAAAUCGAAUAAACAAUCAACAUUGAAUGCUCUUAAACAAGUUGUACUGGCUGGGCCGGCGAAUGAUCGUCAACGAGAAAUUGUGUAUCGAGAAGUUGAAUUAAGUGAUCAUCGUCAUUAUGUGAUAUUAUUUCGCGAUCAUCGUUUACAAUAUCGUGCAUUGUAUGCAUAUAUACCAGACACAGAUGUUAUUGAAAAAAUACAUGGUCAAGGUCCGCAAAUUAUCACAGAAAUAAUGGUAGAAAAAUUUUACAAAUACAAUUCUGGUAGUAAACAAUUUUCAAACAUUCCAAUUAAACAUUUUUCGAUACAAUGUGAUGCUGUUGUGAUACAUAAUGAUUUUUGGCAACGAAAACUUUUGAAUAUAAAAUAUUAG
This is a messenger RNA of Didymodactylos carnosus, 2493 nucleotides long. Lineage: Eukaryota; Metazoa; Rotifera; Eurotatoria; Philodinida; Philodinidae. The record is from the annotation of a GenBank genome assembly.